CGGCACGCAGGUCCCGGGUCUCCUCCCGCGGUGGGCACGGGUAUCGGGAGUCAUGGCGCUGUGCCCGGUGGUCGGGAAGCUGCUGCACAAGCGCGUGGUGCUGGCCAGCGCCUCCCCGCGCCGCCGGGAGAUCCUCAGCAACGCGGGUGUCCGGUUUGAGGUGGUUCCUUCCAGGUUUAAAGAGAAGCUCAAUAAAGCCUCCUUCUCUGCCCCCUAUGCGUAUGCCGUCGAGACCGCCAAGCAGAAGGCUCUGGAUGUGGCCAGCAGGAUGCACCAGAAAGACCUCCGGGCCCCUGAUGUGGUCAUCGGAGCGGACACUAUCGUGACAGUGGGGGGCCUGAUUCUGGAGAAGCCGGUGGACAAGCAGGACGCCUACCGCAUGCUUUCCAGCUUGAGUGGGAAAGAGCACAGCGUGUUCACGGGCGUGGCCAUCGUCCACUGCUACAGCAGAGACGGUCAGCUGGACACCGACAUCUCGGAAUUCUACGAGGAAACGAAGGUGAAGUUUUCGGAGCUGUCGGAGGAGCUCCUGUGGGAAUACAUACACAGCGGGGAGCCCAUGGACAAGGCCGGCGGCUACGGCAUCCAGGCCCUGGGUGGCAUGCUGGUGGAGUACAUCCACGGGGACUUCCUGAACGUCGUGGGCUUCCCUCUGAACCACUUCUGCAAGAAGCUGGCCGAGCUGUACUACCCGCCCAAACCUGAGGACGUGCAGCGGGUCAAACACGACUCCAUCCCCACCGUUGACACCUUUGAAAACCCCAGCGACGUGGAAGGUGGUGGCUCAGAGCCCGCUCAGAGGAACCCGGGCAGCGGCGAGGGGGAGGGCUGGGGCCCAUGUGCUCCAGGAGCCGGCGGCAGCCUGGUGGAGGCAGAAGGGGACCCACGGGCUCGGGGCACAAAGGAGGCAGCGAAGUGUAACAGGACGGCGGAGACCCUGCCCCCAUUCCCAGCGGAUCUGCUAGAACUGAUAGAAGGCUUCAAAGCAUCAAAGGCCCUGUUCACCGCGUGCAAGCUGAAGGUGUUUGAUUUACUGAGAGAUGUAGCACCCCAGAAGGCCGUGGAUAUUGCCGGCAACGUGGAUGCCUCCUUGUAUAAAACUGAACGGUUGCUGGACUUUUGCACGGCCGUGGGGAUACUGGAGAAGACAGAGCAAGGUUACAGUAACACAGAGUUAGCGAAUCUGUACCUGGUGUCGGACAGCGAAGACUCUCUCCACAGCUUCAUUAUGCGCAACAAUGAUCACACCUGGAAUCUCUUUACACACCUGGAGUUUGCCAUCCAAGAGGGAACAAGCCAACCCCGCCGGGCUCUUGGGAAGGAGGCAGAAGAUUUGUUCCAGGACUCCCACCCCCAGAGCAAGGAGACGCAGCUCCAGUUCAUGCGGGCUAUGCAUGGCCUCACCAGGCUGACCGCGCACCAGGUGGCCACGGCUUUCAACUUGUCCUGGUUCACCUCUGCCUGCGACCUGGGAGGCUGCACAGGUGCCCUGGCCUGCAAGCUCGCCCAGGAGUACCCGCAUCUGCAGGUGACCGUGCUCGAUCUCCCAAAUGUCAUGGAGCACGCCUCCUGUUUCCAGCCCCAUGGACCAGAGGCUGCGCAAAUCAGCUUCGUGUCAGGUGACUUCUUCCGAGACAGCCUCCCCAGAGCCGACCUGUACAUUCUGUCCAGGAUCCUCCACGACUUGCCGGACGACAGAGUCCACGACUUACUGAGCAGGGUCUCGGGGAGCAGCAAACCAGGAGGCAGCCUGCUGCUGGUGGAGGCCGUGCUGGACGACGAGCAAGCAGCCAGGGUCAGCCUGAUGCAGUCGCUGAACACACUGGUGCAGACGCAGGGUAGGCAGAGGAGCCGCGGCGAGUACAGACGCCUGCUGCAGCAGCAUGGCUUCUGCGACGUGCAGGUGGCACGCGUGGGGGACACCCUGGACGUGUUCUUGGGCACCAGAGCUGCCCCAUGAGGCCCCGGCCUCUGCUUAUCUAGAAGGAGGAUGGAGGCGCACCUGUCCUCAAAUGCUGAUCUUUAGAUUAAACGUUUACGUGAGAGUCACA
This is a messenger RNA of Galeopterus variegatus (Sunda flying lemur), 2051 nucleotides long. It is a transcript of the gene ASMTL, whose product is annotated as acetylserotonin O-methyltransferase-like. The record is from RefSeq and is a predicted model, not a curated record. Gene Ontology annotation, molecular function: nucleoside triphosphate diphosphatase activity; O-methyltransferase activity. The coding region runs from base 53 to 1960 and encodes 635 amino acids. The transcript has 13 exons. Lineage: Eukaryota; Metazoa; Chordata; Mammalia; Dermoptera; Cynocephalidae.